GGAAGUACUGGUAGACUGCCUAGUGACGCGCGGCGUUCCGGAAGUCACUGGGGCCGAAACCCGGCGGGCAGUGGAGGCGGGACUUAGAGGGGCGGGGGCUGAGGCCUGGGACCCGGGAUCUGGAGCGGCCGAACGUCGACUUGACCCCGGAAGUAAGCUGAAGGACCGUGGUGGGUGGCGAGCUGCGGGCUGCGGCGGAGUCUCAGAUAGCAGCAGCAGCGGCGGCGGCGGCUAUGUUUCACUUCUUCCGAAAGCCUGCAGAAUCCAAAAAGCCCUCUGGGCCGGAACCGGAAGCAGAUGGAUUUGUCCUCUUAGGAGCUACAGCAAAUGAAGUGAGAUGUAAAACUUCUGAAGCAGAAGGCAGCCAGGCUUUGGAGAUCAGUGCCUUAUCCAGUCACCAUCAGAGAGGCUCUCUUUGGCAGCAGAUGGGAACAGAUGCAGACACCCACAGCCAGACCGGCAAAGAAGACACAUCCAGCGUGACUGUAUCAGGCCCCGAGACAGAGAAUCAGACAGGCCAGACUCUGCAGAACAACUCACUAACAGCUGAGCUCCUGAGCGAUGUGCCCUUCACCCUGGCCCCACAUGUGCUGGCGGCACAGGGCACCAUCAGCGACCUUCCUGACCACGUACUCUCAUACGAUGUCGGCGACAACUUGUCCCGAUUCUGGUAUGAUUUCACUCUUGAAAAUUCAGUCCUCUGUGAUUUGUAGUCUUUGUGUCUAUGCAUACCCUAGCAGCUUUAAAGGAAAUGAGGCUGCCCAUUUUAUUGAACCUGUGUGAUGUUCUUUGUCAUUUCACUGGUGGCGGCCUUGAGGCAAGCAAGGAUCAUAAAAUAAAUAAAAUAGCAUCAUAUUCAUGGUUUUAUCUUCAAAAUCAAGUGAAUUUAUAUAAAAAUUAAAGUCAAUUUAAUGAAUGGAACUGACUUUGGGAAAAAAUAUGGAUUCAGACCACUCAUAUUUCCCCAUGUGAUAAAAGUCCAAUUGUGGAGAGUAUAUGAGAGGCACAGGGUGUUUUUGCUGACACAACAGUGAAAGAGAAACAAGAACUUCCCUCGCUCAGUUACCAAGGCUCAGCAACCUGAGCAUGGAGCGGGUGUGAAGGGCCUGGGUUCAGAGGAGGCUAUGGUCCUAUGCAGUUACUCUCACAGUGUUUAUGAAUGAGGUCAGACAAACCACUAGGGAAAAUUGAAACCUCUUCGAAACACCAGCCCUUCUUUGCUGAUUCAAGACUAAGGGAGAUGCUUUGGUUUUCUUAGACUCAUGUGGCCCUCUCCACCCUCCUGAAGGAUCGCUGUGUCCUUCUUUAUUCUCAUCCCUGCUGAGUGUGUUGAAGCCCUUUCUAGAGAACUGUCCUGUGGGUCCUUCCUGACCACGUGUGUUCCCAGCUCGUGGGUCUGCUUCUGCUUUCACCUCUUCUGCUUCCUAGAUCACUGCUGAUAAGCCCUGGUUAGAAGUGUGUUGGCCGCAGUACAGUGGCAGGGUUUGACUGUUAAACACACCCAGUUGAAUGAUGCUCCAAUUAGUGUGUAGGCAGACACCCAGAUAGGACUAGAAUGCCCACUGUUUAUUCCAAGUAAAGCUGAGCAGGAUUGCUGUCGGUCAGUACACGACUAAGAGAGUUGGUCUAGAGUAACAGGGCCAUUUCCUUGCCGUGAAAAUUUUAAGUCAUUUCUUUUGAUUAGUUAUAAUUUAUUAAUUCUGUGCCAAAGGUUUUUAAGUAUAUUUUUUCACAAAGAGAGAGUAUCAGGAAAACUAAACACUGUGCAGAAAAGUACAAGAGUUUUUCUAAUUUUUAUGUGCUCUGCAUACUCAUUUAAUAAAUGUGGUGUGGUCUUCAUAAAACAUACUGUGUGAUUUAAAGUUAAAGGGACAUUUGUGAUGACAAAAUUAUACUUCCUUUACAGUUAACAUGACUGUGUGAGAUUAAGGCUUCAAUUAGGUCUUUACAUAGUUUUCAUAAAACAUCUACAUAGGAAAUAUGCCUUAUUUUUGGCACAAAUGUGAACAUUUUGUAGCACUUCUGUGAUGGUACAUCCUUUUUAACUAUCCAUGUUAAUGUACUCUCAAAAUUGAAUGUAAAGAGAUUGUUCUUUUGCUUAAAAUAUGUGAAAAUUUAUAUAAUUAUACAUUUCAUUUAUAUGUAUGUCUUCCGUGUUACAAAUGUGCUUAUAAGUACUUUUUGUCUAAAAUUGUUAUAUUUAAAGAAUGUGAAUUGAAAUAAAUGUUUUGAUUGUUUUCAGAUCCACAAAA
Messenger RNA from Mus musculus (house mouse), 2252 nucleotides. RefSeq names its product UMAP1-MVP12 associated (UMA) domain containing 1 (gene Umad1). The coding region runs from base 234 to 713 and encodes 159 amino acids. NCBI's taxonomy places the organism in Eukaryota, Metazoa, Chordata, Mammalia, Rodentia, Muridae. The record is from RefSeq and is marked validated. The transcript has 5 exons.